UGACUUCACAAUCCUGAGAUACUUAAUUAGGAGCUCGUCGGGAAUGUGGCUGCAUGGACGCUACUCGUCUGUAUCGCUCACUGAAGCAACACAAUAAGUUUGCAGUAUUACACUUCAAUCAAAAACUUAAUCCGAAGACAGAAAGAUGCAAGUCUUCUUCCUAUCUCUGUUGUUUGAGGUCGUCGUGGCCCUAAACGUCGAUCGAAAUAAUGACAACUCGCCGUCUACGCGAGAAUUUAAACUCGCACGUGAAAGCGAACACACCCCGGGACAAGACGGAACAUUCAGCGCGAGAUCGUUCAUAAUGAACCAAGGCAACAUCAGAGAAACAUUCAACAAAAUAUACGCGUAUUACCUCCCUAUCCCCAAGAGCCUCUACCCUGACCACGGGCCGUUCAAACCUGCAACGAACCUGUCGCGCGAGUGUGCGCGUGACGUCAUCACGAUACACUCGGCGUUCCAAGGGUCAGGAGGAGCGUUGAGUCCUGGACACGACCGUCAAGUUUGGCCAGCAAAACUAAUGGACUCGUGGGGCAAGGGAGAGGAUGGCAUCUUCAGCGGCAAUGCUCGCUGGCUGGGCUUCAUUGACCAGUGCUUGGCCACGAUCGGCGUCUCUCAAGACGUCGUCGUCGACGCCACCACCGACGUCGGUCAGGACGUCUUUAUCGGCGUCAAGACCACCACCGACGUCGGUCAGGACGUCUUCGUCGGCGUCAGGACAACCACCGACGUCGGUCAGGAAGUAACCACCGACGUCUCCACAGACGUAACCGUCAACGUGACGUUCAGAGGGCAGUACUGCCUCGUCACGGCGCUGCCUUCCAAGGCGUCGCUGGUGAAGGGGAUCCUUCCGCUGCAGUACGCGACCUGCAUCCCAUCGACCUGCACCGAGCGCGAGUAUCAGGAGAGCCUGGCCGUGCAGCUGCCAACCUACCAGGAUGCCAGUGCCCGCUGCCAGCAGUACGAUGAUCAGGACGACGAUAGUACUUGGCACAUUGCUGGCAGUGCGGUGCUGCUGAUGAUGAUCCUGCCGGUGGUGGCUGCCACCGUCGCCCACCUCAGCACAAAACGCUUGCCCGCUUGCGUGAAGGCGUUCUCCCUGAAGGAGAACCUGAAGAAGCUGGCGGAAACCGCGAACAUUUCUACGCGUAGAGAGAAAAGUGCGAUGUGUGGCAUCAGGGUGCUGUCUAUAGCGUGGGUCAUUUUCGGACAUCACUACAUCUUCAUACCCUACGUGGCCCCCAACCCACUCAUGAUACCCGCAAUGACGGAGCCUUGGACAUUCCAAAUGGUGUGGGGAGCAACCUUUGCUGUGGACACUUUUUUCACUCUCAGUGGCCUGCUCACCACCAUGGCCAUCAUGAAGACAAACUUCUGCCUGCGUCCAAGUGAAUCCCUACAGGAAACUAAGCCUCACUUGGAGCACGGGCGGCGUGAUACUACCAUAAGCAAUGCAGGAGGAAGUUCCUCAGCGCGCACUAUAGUCCGCGCCAUCAGGCGGCAGGGCGCGGCAUCCACCGCACUCGUGUUCGGACGAACAUACGUCAGUUACGUCGCCCACCGCCUUCUAAGAAUAACGCCGACUCUGCUGCUCGUCAUCAUGUACUGCGCUGGGCCUUCACUUUAUUUCGUCCAUGGACCUUACCGCAAAACAUAUCAAGAUUUUUACCUAACAAACUGCCGUAAAAAUUGGUGGGUGGACCUCACCUUCGCAUCGAACUUCCUGACUGAAAAGCAUUCGUGCAUCGGCACAAGCUGGUACAUUGGAGCAGACUUGCAAUUGCACCUCGUCGCCCCCUUCAUCCUACUGCCAAUGAAGCUCCUGGAUUACAAGUUGCUGUACCUUCUCGUUUUGGUGAUCGUUUUUUCGGUUGUAAAAGGAAGCUUGGUCGUCGCCCAUGGCCUCAUCCUCGCCCCUCUGCUAGACGCCUCUCCUUCAGAGAUGGACGCGUACAACUCAUUCGUGUCCUACACUCCGUACGUCCGGGCGGCGCCCUUCUUCGUUGGUUCUUUGUACGCCAUCACACCAAUGCACGUAACUAUGCGCCACCAAUGCACGUAA
Hyalella azteca is the source of this 2062-nucleotide messenger RNA. RefSeq names its product nose resistant to fluoxetine protein 6-like. NCBI's taxonomy places the organism in Eukaryota, Metazoa, Arthropoda, Malacostraca, Amphipoda, Hyalellidae. The record is from RefSeq and is a predicted model, not a curated record. Gene Ontology annotation, molecular function: acyltransferase activity, transferring groups other than amino-acyl groups. The coding region runs from base 146 to 2062 and encodes 638 amino acids. The transcript is spliced from 13 exons.